AUGCUGGAUUUUCCGUCUACUUUGUCUUAUCGAAAGUACGAGUCGUUAGAGCUUAUGUCGAUGUGUUAUGUAGAAGAUGCCUCGAGUGCUUCAUUUGCUCAACGUGGAUCUGAAAUAUUUUCUGCGUGUAGAGCUAUAGCUAUACGUAGUUGCAAAGAAAUUGACGAUGUGUAUAUAGAUGCAUUACAUAAAAUUGUCGAUAACCCUGUAUUUCCAGUUGGAUUAUUAUUAUCAAUGUCAACAAACUUAUUCAGCAGCGAUACAUCAGUGCAGAGCAUUUUCAAAUGGUUGGAUCAACAGAAGUCCGGAUCGAUCUUAUUCGUUGGAUUUGGAAGCGAAUGUAAGCCGAGUAAAGAGGAAGUAGAUGAAAUAGCUCACGGACUUGAGCUCUCCGGGUUACAAUUCAUAUGGAUACUACAAAAGCCAAAUUGGGGUAGUUUUGAUGAAGUGGAUCCUCUGCCGGAAGGAUUCCGACAGAGGACCGCGGAGAAAGGAGUGGUGCACAUUGGAUGGGCACCACAGAAGGAGAUUCUGUCACAUCCUUCAAUUGGGGGUAGUCUGGUUCAAGGUGGGUGGGGUUCCGUAACAGAGAGUUUGCAGUAUGGGCAUGUUGUUGUUGUUCUGGCGUUUGUGUAUGAUCAAGGGUUUAAUGGGAGAUUUCUGAUGGAAAAGGGAUUGGGAAUUGAAGUGGAGAGAAAUGAAGAAGACGGAUUGAAUGAGAUAGAGAAAGCGUUGACGUAUGCUAUGGUUUCGAAGGAAGGUGAAGAGUUGAGAGUUCGAACCAAAGAAGCUGCAGCCAUUUUUGGAGAUCAAAAGCUUCAUGAUUCGUACGUUGCUAGUUUCGUCGAGUAUCUGAAGAAUGAUAGAGAAGAAAUAUCUACUGAUUAA
This is a messenger RNA of Solanum tuberosum (potato), 888 nucleotides long. Its product is annotated as putative UDP-rhamnose:rhamnosyltransferase 1. Bases 1 to 888 code for a protein of 295 amino acids. Lineage: Eukaryota; Viridiplantae; Streptophyta; Magnoliopsida; Solanales; Solanaceae. The transcript is spliced from 2 exons. The record is from RefSeq and is a predicted model, not a curated record. Gene Ontology annotation, molecular function: UDP-glucosyltransferase activity.